GGAUGGUGCGGAGCUAGUCAUCAUUGUGGCGGAUCAUUGGUCUCAGACACCUUCGGACCACGACACCACCCAACCUGGGACGUGCAGGCAGCGCAGGCCGUUCAAGAUACCGUGCGUUGAGACCAGAGCAGGCUGACAUGUCGGAGGGCAGAGCAGUGGCAGUUUACUGUGCCUCAUCUGACGGCAACCACCCGGCGUACGUUCGGGCAGCACAAUCCUUGGGUAGAGCUUUGGCCGAGGCAAAGCGGCCGCUCAUAUAUGGCGGUGGCUCGAAGGGGAUUAUGGGUGCCGUCUCAGGGGCGGUACUGGAUGCUGGCGGAGAGGUCACGGGCAUUGUCCCGUAUGCUAUGGUCGCAGCGGGAGGUGAGGUGGACCAAACGCAGGGCAAGCGAGGUCCUACGGUGCUCCUGCAGGAGAAGGGUCGGGAGAGGGUUAGUACGGUUGUCGUGAACACGAUGCACGAGCGCAAGACAGAGAUGGCGAAGCUGUCUGCAUGCUUCAUCGCGCUGCCCGGCGGGUUCGGCACUUUCGAAGAGCUUUUUGAGGUCAUCUGCUGGUCUCAACUAGGUAUUCACGAGAAACCGAUCGUCGUGAUCAACGCGUUAGGCUUCUACGAUCCUAUCCGCGACCUCAUCCGCAAGGGCGUCGAAGCGGGCUUCAUUACUGCAACGAACGCGAACCUCGUGCGAUUCGUGGACGGGCCCGCAGACCACGCAACGCACGAAGAUCUGGACUGGGGAAAGGCGGCCUUGGACGUACUAGAGAACUGGACGUUCCCGGAACGGACACAUUUCUACGACUGGUCCAAGAUGAAGACUGUAGGCGGGGAGAAGAUAGGGGAGGCUCUCGAUGCUGUUUGAAGUGUGAAAAGUAUAGCAAUGCUCAUCCUCCAUUGGA
This is a messenger RNA of Rhodofomes roseus, 897 nucleotides long. RefSeq lists its product as uncharacterized. Gene Ontology annotation, biological process: cytokinin biosynthetic process. The transcript is spliced from 6 exons. The record is from RefSeq and is a predicted model, not a curated record. Gene Ontology annotation, cellular component: cytosol. Bases 138 to 860 code for a protein of 240 amino acids. Lineage: Eukaryota; Fungi; Basidiomycota; Agaricomycetes; Polyporales; Fomitopsidaceae. Gene Ontology annotation, molecular function: hydrolase activity, hydrolyzing N-glycosyl compounds.